AUGAACGCCUUAUCUGUUUCGGCCUUUGCGAAUCGCAUCGCCACUCGAUCAUGGACCUGUUCGACUUGUAGAAGUCAGUUGGUCCGAAGUAAGCCCUUGGGGGGUCUCAGCGCAAGAGGUUUCGCAUCGCGGAGAGGCUCGAGGAAAAGCAAUGGUCACAAGUCUGGCCCUAAACGACCGCUAUUAUAUGCCUCGGCUGGUGUUGGUACCGUAGGCGCGACCGCGCUUGCGUUCACCGACGACAUCAAGAGUAGUUAUGAGGCGGCAGAACGUACAGGAAGAGUUGCGGUUGCGCUCGCCGUGUGUAUCAACGAUUACCGGACAACACUGAACGCCAGAGAAGCGACAGCGGACCAUGAUGCACAGGAGAGCAUGCUCAAGGCAUGUCACAAACGAUGCGCCGAACGGACUCUCGUUGUGUUGGAAAAGAAUGGCGGCAUCUUUAUCAAACUCGGCCAGCAUCUGAGCGCCAUGAAUUACCUAUUACCAUCCGAAUGGACAAACACGUUCAUCCCCCUGCAGGACAAGUGUCCUGUAUCUUCACUUGAGUCGAUCGAAGAUAUGUUUCGCAAAGAUACAGGAGAAGAGCUUUGGGACUAUUUCUCUGAUUUCGCCCCUGAACCAAUUGGCGCUGCCUCCCUUGCUCAGGUACAUCUGGCAUCCAUCAAGGGGUCAAACCAGAAGGUUGCUGUCAAAGUUCAACAUCCUGAGCUUGAAGCAUGGGCACCGCUGGAUCUAGCGCUUACCCGGUACACAUUUUCGACCCUGAAAAGAUUCUUCCCCGAAUAUGAUCUUGAGUGGCUCUCUUCUGAGAUGGAUGUUUCUCUUCCUAAAGAACUCGACUUCCAAGAAGAGGCCAACAAUGCCCGACGUAUGAAGGAGCACUUCGCCAAGAUUCCACAGUUACCCCUGAUUAUUCCCGAGGUCAUCUGGGCCAAGAAGCGAAUCAUUGUUAUGGCGUGCGAAGCGGGAAGCAGACUCGACGAUCUGGAGUAUUUGGAUAAGAACGGUAUUGACCGAGAUGAAGUAUCUGCCACGUUGGCGCGUAUCUUCAACGAAAUGAUCUUUGGUGAUGGUGCACCCCUGCACUGUGAUCCUCACGGUGGCAACAUUGCAAUUCGCAAGAACAAUUCCCGCCGGGGCCUUGGACGAGGUCCUAACUUUGACGUGAUUCUAUAUGAUCAUGGUCUUUACCGCGACAUUGAGCUUCCUUUGCGAAGAUCAUACGCCAAGAUGUGGCUUGCGGUUAUUGAUGGUGAUAUGGAUCGAAUGAAGAAAUAUGCACAUGAGGUUGCCGGUAUAGAGGACAAAGAUUUCCCACUUUUUGCAUCAGCAAUCACUGGUCGAGACUACAGUAUUGUUAGCAAGUCUGGAUCUAUCCUCGAGACUCGAACAGCGGAUGAGCAAAAGACAAUGAGCGGGGCGCUGCAGGAGGGUCUCAUUGUCGACCUCGUGCAGCUUCUUAGCCGCGUGCCUCGUAUCAUUCUUCUAAUCCUCAAGACAAAUGAUCUUACCCGAAGCCUUGACGAGAACCUCCAGACACGGCAGGGUCCUAUACGUUCGUUCAUGAUCCUCGCACGAUAUUGCACCCGGACCGUGUUCCACGAGAAGCUUGAAGAGAUUGGUCAAAAUGGAUCAUUCCUCUGGCCGCUCAAUGCUGUGCGUGUGUUUGUUGCAUGGGUUGGUUUCAUGCGCGUGGAGAUCAAGUUAGAGGCCUUCGAACUUUGGCUAUCAACCAAGAGAAUGUUGGGCCUAGGCAGUUUAGAGUUUUCAGGCGCGGCGUUAUAA
This is a messenger RNA of Fusarium tjaetaba, 1788 nucleotides long. Its product is annotated as aarF domain protein. Lineage: Eukaryota; Fungi; Ascomycota; Sordariomycetes; Hypocreales; Nectriaceae. Bases 1 to 1788 code for a protein of 595 amino acids. The transcript has 3 exons. Gene Ontology annotation, cellular component: mitochondrial inner membrane. Gene Ontology annotation, biological process: lipid homeostasis; mitochondrion organization. The record is from RefSeq and is a predicted model, not a curated record.